This is a messenger RNA of Acanthisitta chloris (rifleman), 525 nucleotides long. RefSeq names its product calcium channel flower domain containing 1 (gene CACFD1). The record is from RefSeq and is a predicted model, not a curated record. Gene Ontology annotation, cellular component: membrane. The transcript is spliced from 5 exons. NCBI's taxonomy places the organism in Eukaryota, Metazoa, Chordata, Aves, Passeriformes, Acanthisittidae. Gene Ontology annotation, biological process: vesicle-mediated transport. Bases 1 to 525 code for a protein of 174 amino acids.
AUGAGCUCUCAGGAUGAGCAGUUCCAAGCAGCAGCCCCUGACCCAGAGGCUUCCUCCACUGAUGAUGGCAUGACCUGGUGGUACAGGUGGCUCUGCAGGAUUGCCGGAAGUAUCCCCUUCCCUUCCUGUGCCUUUGCUGGUCUCUGGAACUGUGUCACCAUCAACCCCCUGAACAUCGCAGCCGGCGUGUGGAUGAUGCUCAAUGCCUUUGUGCUGUUCCUGUGUGAAGCUCCUUUCUGCUGCCAGUUCAUCGAGUUCGCCAACAUCGUCUCCGCCAAGGCAGACAAGCUGCGAGCCUGGCAGAAAGCUGCUUUCUACUGCGGGAUGGCUGUGUUCCCUGUCAUCCUCAGCCUGACGCUGACCACGCUCUUUGGAAACGCCAUCGCCUUCGCCACCGGAGUGCUCUAUGGGCUGUCAGCACUUGGCAAGAAGGGAGAUGCCAUUUCCUACGCUCGGAUCCACCAGCAGCAGAAGCAAAUGGAUGAAGAGAAGCUCACGGGGACCCUGGAGGGACAGGCUCUCUGA